Messenger RNA from Sinocyclocheilus grahami, 1808 nucleotides. RefSeq names its product 28S ribosomal protein S30, mitochondrial-like. Bases 42 to 734 code for a protein of 230 amino acids. Gene Ontology annotation, cellular component: ribosome; mitochondrial large ribosomal subunit; mitochondrion. Gene Ontology annotation, biological process: translation. NCBI's taxonomy places the organism in Eukaryota, Metazoa, Chordata, Actinopteri, Cypriniformes, Cyprinidae. The record is from RefSeq and is a predicted model, not a curated record. The transcript is spliced from 4 exons. Gene Ontology annotation, molecular function: structural constituent of ribosome.
UCCAGCAGACGGCAGCAGACAAACACGCAGUGUGGCACUGAAUGAUAGAAGAAGAACCCGUGAGAGAUCACGUGGGAGAAACAUGGCGUCCUGCAGCAGGUUGCCCUUGCAUCCUUUUCUCUCCAGUACACCAGCACGCCUCAUCUGUAACAGAAAUGUCCAGGUUGAAGCUUCCACAGCAAAGAGUUUAUAUCCAACCCCCCUGCCGUCCCGGACCGCGAAGAGGCGCGCGGUCCACGGCACAGGAGAAGAUCCGAGCGCUCACUCGCGUCCAGCGCAAGAAGUACGUGAUUCACCCACAGACGCUUGCUCUCAACGCGGACAAAUGGUAUCAGCACUACACCAGAACGGCAUAUCUCAGCGGUGUACCCGAGAAGUACGCCGCGUCAACGAAUGCGGAGUCUGCGCCGGUGGUCGGUGAGUCAGUGUUGUCUGAGGGGCGAUCUGUCGCCCGCAACUCCAUCUUACAAGAACACUGGUACGUGAAGAAAGAGAGCGCUUUCAUCCAUAAAGAGCAAGAGCAAUUCGCCACCCCGUUUUUAAGGAACAUGGUGUGUGGUCUGAAAAACCUUCUGGCCAAAGAAAACCCCGUGCUGAGUCGCUCUAGCUUAGAUUUUGACCCUCAAGUCAGCUAUUACUGGUUGCGGGGAGAAAGGACUGUUGCAGAGGGCCCCAGGAGAUUCCAGAUUGAUGACAAACCUCAGUCAGAUCAGGAUCCCGCAGCAGCUUCCUGAGAGAUGUCUGCUGAUGUUCCUGUUAUCACUUUGGCUCCUGACCUGCUCCCCUUGUUCAGGAGACAGUUUGACAACAACAUCUUCAUAGGCUGGAUUUUGGAGUGAAGAGGACGUGAGCAGGCCAUUUGUGUCUCAGGCUGUCGUCACAGAUGGGCAAUUCUUCUAAUUUUUCUGCUAUCAGCUCAAUACUCUGGCUUUGAGUCCAAGGGCUGAUGGCAACAAUAGCAGGAAGAACUUCUGCUGGGGCACAUGAAGCAUGCGUCUGUAUGAGGGAAUCACAGACGGAGACAUUGUGGGCUCUUAAACUGCUGCUGCAGUUUUUAUUGAACAAACCACAGUUUUGAAAAUGCUGAAGUACAGAAAACAUAUGAUUGUUCUGCGUGUCAAUAAACAUAAUAUAUGGAGCUGCAUGUUAUUUUUGUCUUCAUUUAAGUUUAAGAACUUGUGUUUAAAGAAGUUUUUGUUUUGUAUUUAAGUGCCCAAAAUAGAACUGAAAAUCAAAAGAUUACACAUUGUUUGUUGAAGAAUCAAAUCAGUCAUAUUUGUAUUUAAAGGAAUCGGCCAAAAAUGAAAAUUGUAAUUUACUCACCCUCAUGUCAUUCCAAACCCAUAAGACUUUUGUUCAUCUUUGAAACGCAAAUGAAGACCAUUUUUUAGCUUUGCUCUUUCUGUUCCUCAAUUGAAAGUCCAAACAACCGAAAGCUUUCACACAUCACAAAGUACAAAAAGAUAUCAUAAAAGUAAUUUGCAUGAAUCAAGCAGUUUGAUCCAAGUCUUCGGAAGAGAUACGAUUGCUUUAUAUGAUGGAAAAACCUCAUUGGUUCUCGUGCGUCAAGAGAAGUUGAACUACCUUUGACCUUUGUGUGCGUGUUGAUCAAUGUUUAUAAAUUAAUAUAAGCAGAAAUUAAAACUGCAUUAUAUGAAGCGACUUAAUCCUUUAAUAAAGCCUUCAGAAAAAGAAUCAGUUUUAUCUUUAGUUGACCUUUAUUAUUAAAUUGACUUUCAAAAGGUCAUAUGAACACUUAAAACUUUAGCAAUAACACUAUAUUGAAGAUUAUGUAAACAUGCCUUAUA